AUGACCACGAUCCUACGACGAGCCCCAAUUCUCACAUCAAAAUUGACAGCCAGCGUUCCCCGCAUUACACACAGCAGACCCCUAGCGACAAUGACUACCGGCGUCUUCCGCUACCUCGACCCUGCCACGCUUGAGGGCGGCAACAGUAAGCCCUGGGCCAAGGUCGAUACAGAUGUGACAUCUUUCAGCCGGACGGAGCGCCGGCGCUCCGUCGCCAACAUCCGCGACUCGGGUAUCGAGUUCGGCACAGACAUUUCUGGUUUUGCAGUAUACAACUCCCCCGCCAAGGAGAAGGCCUUCACCGAUGACGCUGCCGUCCGCAAUGGGUACUACGGCGAGGUCGAGGCGCUUUUGAAGGAAAAGCUGCCUGGGGUGAAGAAGGUCAUUAUUUUCGAUCACACCAUCCGCCGCCGGGAGAAGGCGUCCCCGAGACAGCCAGUGCAGCAGGUUCACGUUGACCAGACGCCCGGCGCCGCCGAGGUUCGUGUAAGGAGGCAUGCCCCCGCCGAUGAAGUGGAAGAGCUUCUGAAGGGCCGGUAUCAAAUCAUCAACGUCUGGAGGCCGAUCGGCCACCCUGCGACGGAUUUCCCGCUGGCCGUCAUCGACUGGCGGACGACAGUGCCUGAAGACCUGGUUGCGGUGGACUUGCUGUAUCCGAAGAGGACGGAUAAUGACGACGACGAUCGGGGAAAGGAAGUUCUCCCUGAUCCCACUUUGGCGCGGUCGACUGAGGGUUACGAAGUCAAGGGUGAAACUUACUCUAUUGCGCCUAAUGACAAUCACAAGCUUUACUACAUGAAGGACAUGACUCCCGAUGAAGCCAUGUUCAUCAAGUGCUUUGAUUCAAGGAGCGAGGGGAAGCCCGGUGGCAAGCCUGGACUUGCGGGACUGACACCUCACACGGCGUUUGUUGACCCUGCCACGCCUGCUGAUGCGAAGGGUCGACAGAGCAUCGAGGUUAGAUGUCUGGUGUUUUACGACUAG
Messenger RNA from Colletotrichum truncatum, 984 nucleotides. RefSeq names its product 7alpha-cephem-methoxylase P8 chain related protein. NCBI's taxonomy places the organism in Eukaryota, Fungi, Ascomycota, Sordariomycetes, Glomerellales, Glomerellaceae. Gene Ontology annotation, molecular function: oxidoreductase activity. The record is from RefSeq and is a predicted model, not a curated record.